Cylindrotheca closterium is the source of this 264-nucleotide messenger RNA. Lineage: Eukaryota; Bacillariophyta; Bacillariophyceae; Bacillariales; Bacillariaceae. The record is from the annotation of a GenBank genome assembly.
AUGGAAGAGAAAAAGAAAAAGUUUAUGGAAGACCUGAAGAAGAAUCUGAAGAAGAAGGCUGAUGAAGUUUCUAUCUUUGAAGAAAAACUUGAUCGCAUUUGGCAUAAAUACAACAUGCCAAUCUUUGCAAUCGAAGAUGGUGGUUUCCUGCAGUAUGCACAGUAUGAAGAUCAUCCACAAGAAGAUCCUUGUCAUAAGAUUUUGAAGAGCCCCAAGUGUCAGAUAAUCAACUCCGUAGCUGUAAUGAGAGCCUCAACGCUCUAG